Hippocampus zosterae (dwarf seahorse) is the source of this 1430-nucleotide messenger RNA. Its product is annotated as transcription factor 7-like 1. Lineage: Eukaryota; Metazoa; Chordata; Actinopteri; Syngnathiformes; Syngnathidae. Gene Ontology annotation, molecular function: DNA-binding transcription factor activity, RNA polymerase II-specific; RNA polymerase II cis-regulatory region sequence-specific DNA binding. The annotation marks the transcript as partial. Gene Ontology annotation, cellular component: beta-catenin-TCF complex. Gene Ontology annotation, biological process: canonical Wnt signaling pathway; regulation of transcription by RNA polymerase II. The record is from RefSeq and is a predicted model, not a curated record. The transcript is spliced from 7 exons.
UAUAUGUUAUGUUUCAAGCGAUUGACGAGACAAAUCUGUCACCCGCAUAAUUUGAACAUAAACGUGGAUGUCACUAAAGUUGCUCAAAAAGCCAGCGUGGCUAACAGCGCAAGCGGCUAGCACCUUAGCCACCAGCUAACUGUCACCUCAAAUUUAGUCGGUUCGAUUUUAACUUUGCUGAUUUGUCAACCAAAAUGAAGACAAAGCGAUCUUUGGGGUGGGGUGUGGGGGGGUUAAUGGCGUGUUCUAGCGCACUAGCUCUACAUCCUUAUCGGAGGUCUCGGAGCUGUAAUCUGAAUAAAAUUGUUAUAUUCAAAUGGGGCAUCUUUCAACCUAAAGGUCGAGUGACAUAACAAAGCGCUUUGAUGACUUUAAAGAAGCUUUUGGGAUCAGUUUGUCCUACACGUCUGUGGGUGGACGUCUACGUAUCUCUCCAAGCAAGUCUAGGAGUUUGUUGCACUCCACGGGGUCGGGGAGGAACCUUGAUGAGAGUACAGCUGAUUUUAAGCGCCUGACGGUCAGGAGUGAACAGCAUGGAACAGUUUCAGACGCUCUCCACCGACGAGGAUGUCAAAUGGGACAAGCUGCUGGACAACAUCAUGAAGACAGCCGACGCCAUCCUGUAUGGCACCUCAUCGGCCAACAUCCCGCUGCCGCAGCCACUGCCGCCCCCGCCGUCCCCUCCGUCCCCGAAAGAAGAGACCCGUCCGCUGGCCAUUGCAACUGCGGCGAGCGAGCACAGAGGGGCGACGGAUUUGCUGCCCCUGGCGAGCGGUCAAGAUCACAUGGAGCUGCUGAUGGAGGGCCAGCCCCUGGAUGUAGACGAUGAACUCUCCAACGUUCUGGAUGACUUUUGGUUGCCCGACUACUUGGGCGGCCAACCGGGCUCCAUCAACGUCCAAGACCUGGAUGACAACAUCGCAGUGAUGCCAGCGCACGACGGCAUGAACCAACCUCUUCUUGGAAGGCUUAAUGGCGAGUUGAUGUGUGGGGCCUCCUCGUCAUCUGACAUCAUUGAACCUCCAACAGAAGCAUCACAGACCAUCUGUAGUAGCAGCAAAAGCCAAUGUUACGGCCAGCAGGAAGCCAACCGGCCGUACAUCAAGAAGCCGCCCAACGCCUUCAUGCUCUUUCGCAAAGAACAGAGUCCCAACGUUGUCGCCCAGUUCAACAUCACCAACUCGGCGGCAGUCAAUAAAAUCCUGGGCAGGAUGUGGAAGUCGCUGCCCAAAAAGCUGCAAGCCAAGUAUUACCAGCAAGCUGAAGAGCACAAAAUCCUCCACAGUCUGCAGCAUCCUGACUGGUCCUGCACAGAAAACUAUGGCAAAAAGAGGAAACGCGAUCGCAGCAGGCACAGCACCAGCGGCCCAAGUAAGUCGUAUCUCGCAGCCGCCGCCAUGACAAGUCGGCACACCCACACAAAUGUGUCU